This is a messenger RNA of Astrephomene gubernaculifera, 900 nucleotides long. Lineage: Eukaryota; Viridiplantae; Chlorophyta; Chlorophyceae; Chlamydomonadales; Astrephomenaceae. The record is from the annotation of a GenBank genome assembly.
GGUUGCAGUCGCUGUUGGAGGCGCCGCUGCCCGGGCAGCGGUUCGGGUACGGGCUGGCGGAGAGCACGGGACUGGGGCUGAUGUGGUCGGCGCUGGCGGUGCUGCUGGCGAGCUCCCUGGUGUCAGCCCUGAGCGAGGGCGAGGGCGGCUCGCUGCACCGGCUGGCCACCCGCAGCAUCAUGGCGUCCAUCAACAGGAGCUCCACCGCCUCCGCGGUCCUAGCGCUGCUCCGCGGACUGCCCACCGCCAAAAAGUACGCGGUGGUGGCCAUGCUGGUCAUCUCCACGGUGCAGGGGCUGGGCCUCAUUUCCAUCGCGGGCGGGCUGCUGGUGCAGGGCCCCGAGAGCUUCGUGCGCUCUGCGCCCGCGGUGCUGCUGUGCGUGAUGGUGGGGGUGGUCAUGCAGGUGCUGGGCAUGCUGUAUGUGCUGAUACCCAACAACAACAGCAGCGGUAGCGGCGGCGGUAGCCUGACGCACGACGGCAGCAGCAGCAUGGUUAGCGGCAGCGGUGGUGGGGGUGGUGUGAGUGCGGCGGGGGCGGCCGCUGCCGCGCCCGCCCUGCCAUCAGCCCCGCAGGUCAUCAACAGCAACAUCAGCAACUUCAGCCGCGGCAGCAAUCCCAGCGGCGGCGGCGGCGGCGGCGGCCUUUCCACCACCACUACUACCACCAAUUCCGCAGCGGCUGCCACCCUAGCUGCCCUCAGCGACCUGGUGGAUCCCUUCAGCCGCUCCACGAGUGUGGGCGGCGCUUCCGCCGCCACCGCCACCACCACCACCCCAGCGACCACGCAGGGCACGGGGCAGGGGGCCAGCCAGGGGGCUGCAUGGGCGGCGAUGGUACAGUCCACUCGCUCGCUGCUGACGCAGGCGAAUGUGGCGGCGCAGGAUGUGCUGAUGGGGG